This is a messenger RNA of Aspergillus homomorphus CBS 101889, 3370 nucleotides long. Its product is annotated as glutamine amidotransferase subunit DUG2. The record is from RefSeq and is a predicted model, not a curated record. Gene Ontology annotation, molecular function: protein binding; peptidase activity. The transcript has 6 exons. Lineage: Eukaryota; Fungi; Ascomycota; Eurotiomycetes; Eurotiales; Aspergillaceae. Bases 389 to 3313 code for a protein of 974 amino acids. Gene Ontology annotation, biological process: proteolysis; glutathione catabolic process.
CGCCAAGACAUCCUCCAGCAUUCCUCGCGGGCUCAAUCUCACAAUUUCCUGUCAGUCUCGCAACAUCUAUGACUGGUCUACCCCCGGGGCAAGGAACAUUGAAUUACCCCUGACUUACUUCUUCGUCCUCGUCCCCGUCGUGGCUGUGUCUAAUUCGUGUGUCCGAUCUCGCUCCGCCUGACUCACCCUCACGCGAUCAAAACCACGAGCUGUUGCUGCGUCUCACCGCAUCCCAUUUUAUUCCCUUUUCCCAUCACAUCAUAUUCCCACGUCACGUGAACUCAGCCAUUGAUCCUGCAGAAUCAUCCUAAUUUCUGAACUUCCAAGAAUCAAUCCCUCAGAUUUAGAACCCAAGACUGAAAUCUUUUGGGCUCCAUUGCCGGGAGCAAUGGACCAUACAGUACUCGUCGAGUCUGAUAGUACCUCGGAGACCGAUGAUCAGACCAAGAUCUGGGAGUCCGACCCGCGCUCCGUGAUAGCCCAUCUGGCCCAGGAUGAGCCUGAACAUUCCGCCCCGGUCGAGUGUGGAAUCGGCCACCGCGUCCAGGCCAGUCGCUCCGUUCUAGCCCUCGUUGUCGACAAAGAAUGUGUCUUUGCCGGUCUGCAAGGCGGAGACAUCGUAGCAUGGUCUUUGGAGACCUACGAUCUGGUACUCUCGGUGCACGCCCACCAGGAAAGUGUGCUUGAUCUCUAUCUGUCCGAGGAUGGAGAGUUGCUCUUCUCUACAGGCGGAGAUUCCGUGAUUAAUGUAUGGUCGACGAGGACCUUUGAUCGGCUGUAUUCCAUCCAUUCCCAUCACGAUGUGGGAGACAUUUUCGCGGUCGCCUAUUCGUCUAGCUUGAAGACGAUCUACUGCGGCGCCCAAAACACAAGUAUCCAGUGGUGCGACAUCUCUCAAACCGAUGCGGCUUCAACCCAAUCAUCAGCGGCUCAAUUGUCCAGACGGACUCAUCGCUUUUUCGACUCCAGGGGUCCGGAUGGCUCGCGUGCGCCCCGACCGGACGCAGGCGCCGAGGGACCUCACACAGUCAUGCAGGGUGGUCAAGUGCUAACCUUCAAGCGCGACCACCACAAGCUUUUUGCUCAUCACGGCUAUGUCUACACCAUGCUCCUGGUGAAGGGUUUGAUCGAGUCGGCCCCGGAGGAAGAGGUGCUUCUGACUGGUGCCGGCGAUGGAGUGGUCAAGCUGUGGCGAUUAGAGCAGAACUCGGCCAAUGCAGUCCCGUCCCAGGUUGCCAAGCUGCAGAACGGCGACUCCGUCCUCUCUAUCGCGGUGGACGGCUCCUUCCUCUACUGUGGUCUUGCUGGAGGCGCGCUGAAUAUCUGGAAUCUUGAUUCUCGACAGCUGGUGAAGCGGAUUGCGAUGCACACGGGUGACCUGUGGGCUGUGGACAUCAUCCAUGGUGUCGCGGUGUGUGGAGACUCCAACGGUGUGAUUAAGAAAUUCAACUCGCGAUUCGAGGAGAUCGGCAGUUGGGUCGCGCACGGAGGUACCAUGCUCGCGUCCGCAGCUGGGCAGUACAAAGAUCGGUACAUCUACGCCAGCGGCGGCAACGAUAACACGGUCGGCAUCUGGGAUCUGACAGACGUGACUCGAGGCCAAGCUGAAAAGCCACCGAUUAACAACGAUGAAAUGGUCAACUCCCUGGCCAAGUUUGUCGCCUACAAGACUGUCUCGGCUAGUCCCAAGUUCGCCGUCGAAUGCAACCAGGGCGCUGCGUUCCUUCGUCGCCACUGUAUCUAUCUCGGAGCGAAGACCAACUUGUUAACAACUGGAGCGGACACGAAUCCCAUCGUACACGCUCGAUUCGAUGCCACGUCCUCGGACAAAGUCGAUAAAACAAUUCUUUUCUACGGUCACUACGAUGUUGUUGGCGCGGAUGCUAACGCAGCCAAAUGGAAGACCGACCCGUACCAACUCACCUCCAUUGAUGGGUUCCUCUACGGCCGCGGCGUGUCGGACAAUAAGGGUCCCAUCCUAGCGGCACUUUACGCGGCUGCGGACCUCGCCCGGCAGAAGGCGCUCCGCUGCAACGUGGUCUUCCUCAUCGAAGGUGAAGAAGAGUCGGGAUCUCAGAACUUCCACGAAACGGUGCGCAAGCACAAACCUCAGAUUGGCCCGGUGGACUGGAUUCUUUUGGCCAACAGUUACUGGCUCGAUGACUACAAUCCAUGCUUGACGUAUGGCCUACGUGGUGUGGUCAAUGCCAACCUUGUUGUGCAAAGCGACCACCCCGACCUUCACAGCGGCAUCGACGGAAGUUCCUUACUGGAUGAGCCCCUCAAAGAUCUCACUAUGCUCUUGAGCACGUUUGUCGGACCUAAGGGCCGGAUUAAUCUGCCAGGGUUCCAUGAGCCCGUCCUUCCGCUGACUGAGGCCGAGAAACAGCGGUACACCGCGAUCGCCGACAUUCUCCUUCCCCACCAUCCGGAGAUCACCGACAGCGACGCGUUCAUCAACUCGCUCAUGCACCGCUGGCGUGAGCCUUCCCUGACGAUCCACUCCAUCGAGGUGCCGGGCAGCAGCAAGAGCGCGACGACCACAAUCUCGCGCAAAGCCAAAGCCAGCCUGUCGAUUCGACUGGUGCCGAACCAGACAGCCGACGAGGUGGCGACCAACCUGACGCUGUUUGCACAGGAACACUUCGAUAGUCUGGAGUCGCAGAACGACCUUACCGUCGAGAUCACGGGCAAAUCCGACCCCUGGCUGGGCGACCCGGACAACGAGAUGUUCCAAACGCUGGCCGACGCGAUCGCAGCCGCCUGGACCCCGGACACGACCACCCAGCGACAUCAAUAUCCACCCAUUCACUCAGCCCCCGAACGCACACUGGAGGCCGCCAAGCGUGGGAAGGAGCAGCACCCGCGUCUCAAGCGGGCAGACUCAGGGGAUAGUCUCGCGUCGCACAUCGAUCGCAUCAUCAUGAGCACGACGAUCUCGUCUACCGGCAAGGCCGCGCACAAGCGGUCAUCCCUGAGCACCGCCGUGCCGACUUCCUCCACCCUGACGAGCAAAUCGGGCACCACAACGCUCGCUGCGGACGAACCCGCGACCGCGCAGACAACGACGGCGCCUGAGGUGGUCGCUCGCAGCGAGCCGGCCCGGGUGCGUCCCAUCUACAUCCGCGAGGGUGGCUCUAUCCCUACCAUCCGGUUCCUGGAGAAGGAGUUCUCGGCCCCGGCGGCCAAUCUGCCUUGUGGACAGGCCAGCGACAAUGCGCAUCUGUACAAUGAACGGUUGCGGGUGGAGAACUUGUAUAAAAGCCGGGAGAUUUUUGGAUAUGUAUUUUCACGCUUGCCGGAGAGAUUGUAGAUACCUUUGGAAUUUUGGUCUGGAAUUGGAUUUGUGUGUUAAAGACGUUGUUUGGGC